This is a messenger RNA of Botrytis fragariae, 633 nucleotides long. RefSeq lists its product as uncharacterized. The record is from RefSeq and is a predicted model, not a curated record. The transcript is spliced from 2 exons. Lineage: Eukaryota; Fungi; Ascomycota; Leotiomycetes; Helotiales; Sclerotiniaceae. The coding region runs from base 1 to 633 and encodes 210 amino acids. Gene Ontology annotation, molecular function: fatty acyl-CoA hydrolase activity.
AUGGCUCCUAUUCCGAAAUUCAAAUCCGCUUUGGAGGCUUCCUCGUAUCAAAGCCCCGAUGGUGGACCUGCUUACUCCCUUCUUCGUAAGAAGGUAGUAGAUAUGGCCAUCGCUAUGGGUUAUGAUGCCAGUACUAUGGUAGAAUGUGGUGUGAAUUGGUCCGAUGACCACGAUCCGUUCAAACAUGUCAAAAACCAUGCAUAUCCGCAUUAUGUUAACCAAUGCAACUUUCGAGUAUUCCAGUCGUUCGAAGCACAACUUGGUAAAAGAUUCCAGGAUCUGUUGGAUACUCGACACAUCGGUGUUAUGGUGAAGACAUACACAAUUGAUCUCAAGAGAGUUGUGAAAUUUCCAGACUCGCUUAUUGUUGCAAACCAUAUUACUGAGGUUUUACCCGAUCGUUAUUUUGGGGUGACAUCUAUAUGGUCACUUUGGCAACAGGCUAUUGUGGCUGACUGCAAAGGUUAUGUGGUAUUUUUUGAUUACGAUCGAGGAGUGCCGGCAAAUUUGGUCGAGGCCGGCGGCGUGUAUAAGGAUUUGUACGGCGCGUUAGUUGAGCGAAAGGAAAAGGAAAUAGCCAUUGCAGCGAGAUGGGAGGAAGAGCACCCCAAAAAAGUCAAGGCAGCUCUUUAA